UCAAGGGAUACACCAUCGAUGGUGUUCUUUUGGGGCUGGCAAGAGGUUUGUCAUCCCUUGGAAGGUACCUGAUGCCUUUGCAGAAACCCUUGACCUUCUCAAUGUCUUAAUACAGAUUGUUUAACGGUUAAGGUCUGAGGAAUGGCAACUCCUUUGGAUGUCAAUUUUCCCUAUUUUUCGACAUCUGGCAACCUCAUUUCAAUAUGGUGGUCUAAAUACCUGUUUAUGACUAGUGGAGCUAUGCUUCGGCUGAAUAAUGUAUCCUACUUAGCAAUUUUGUCUUUCAUUUCUAACAGGGACCACAUUAACUCCCAAGCUACUUGUGAAUCUGAUGGCAUUGAUCAUUUGGCUGCUGGCUUGUGUUACAGUUCAUGAUCAAAAAGAGUGUUGUUAAUGCUUCUGCUUGUGGCAACAUAUUCACACGGCAUAGAUUUGAAGCCCUUUCUUCCUUGGACCGUGAAUUUAAAGCUGGGGACAUAAAUAGCAUGAGAUUGGGUGGUUCUAAUGUAAAUUCAUAAUUGAUUUCUGAAGAUAUUCUCUACUCUUCUGGUGGACCAUGUACAAUCUGAUUAUGAAACUUCGAUUGUAUGCAAAUGCAAUUACUUGUCGUCCAUUAUUAUCUUCAAUUCAUUUCAAAGCCAUCCAUUAGAAAGUUCACUGUUUUAGUGGGUAUUGUAAGGAGGUAAGAUUUCUACGAGGACUGGAAGAUUGCAUUUUCUCAAUUUAAAACUCCAGUAAGUGACUGAGCCAUUGUCAAAGAUCAUGAGUAGCGAUAGUAUCAUUACUUUGAAACAAAGUGAAUCUCAUAAAGGAGUAUCGCUGUCUUCUUGUAAUGCCCCCUCUUCAAUUCAUAAUCUAUUCAAUGCUGAAUCAAAUGGCCAAAAGGUGCUGGAUAAGAGCUUUUCAUCCACUCAUCCAUCCUUGAAUGUACAAUCAGAGUCACUUGGUUCAUCCAGACCACAGCAAGGACCUGACCUAAGAUGUUAAGCCCACACUCUAAUCCAAGCAGUCCUAUUUCUUAUAGCUCUCAUCCCCGAGACCCCAAACAGAUUUGUUCUCAAUCUUCUUCUUUCUGUACCAAUCUGUACUUAUCAUCUUCAACAAGCUCAGAGAUCCAUUGGCAGCUCGGCAACCUACCCUUCCUUCCUCAUCCUCCGAAGUGGGACCAGCCUGUAUAUUCAAAGUCUCCAUUGAAUUUGGGUGAGGUUCUAGGUGAUCAAUGGGAUGAGGGAGACUGCUCAGAGGAUCUGAUGAAAGACUUCCUUAAUUUCCCUGGGGAUGCUUCUAACGGCAACUUGGAUGAUGAGACUUACACAAGCAAAAGUUUAGCAUUUACAGAACAACUGGACCUACAGAUUUUGUCAGAGGAGCUCGACAUAGCCAUCACAGGCAAUGGGGAAAAUCCUGGGCUGGAUGAAAUUUAUGAAAUGCCUCAAGUUCCACCUGUCCCAGUAGUUGGAUCUAAAUGCAAUGAUACCCAUCAGCAUCUGGUCUCUCUUGCAGUUCAAAUCCCUUCAAGCCCCUCAACUUCUGUGGCCGCAGCUCUAAACAAGCCACAGUUGAGAUGGACGCCUGAGCUCCAUGAGCAUUUUGUGGAAGCUGUUAACAAGCUUGAUGGGGCUGAGAAUGAGCAUAUAAUUUCUUCUUUUCCUUUUUCCUUUUUCCUUUUUUGUCAAGUAAGGUCAGUUCUCUGGACCGGAUCCAAGGCAACUCCUAAGGGCAUAUUGAAGCAAAUGAACGCUCAAGGUUUGACAAUCUAUCAUGUAAAAAGCCAUCUACAGAAAUACCAAUUUGCCAAGUAUCUUCCGGAGGCAAAAGAAGAGAAAAAGGCUUCAUCUGAAGACAUGAAGGGAGCUUCUAUUGGUACUAAAUCUGAUCCACGCAUCCAAAGGGGUAUGGAAGUUGCAGAGGCUCUAUGCAUGCAAAUAGAGGUCCAGAAACAGCUUCAUGAACAGCUUGAAACAAGGCAACAAGGAUCUCCAUUCUUAACGGAGCUGAAGCAGAGACUGUUGCUUCCUUGGGGUGAGGCUGCACUGGCUGGGACUUGAUACAACAUGCCCCUAGUAAACUCCCUUAUGCUUUACGUAGGAAUGUAGUUACUUGAACUAUGGUUUAUUAGCAGCUCGAGCUGAGAUAUUCAAGGCUGUGGGGGGCUCUGAUAAUCCAUGCAUUUUGGAUGGUUAUCAUGGGUCUUAUACAUACGGCGGAUCGGUGUAUGAUGUGUUGGCUUCACAUUCUGGAUCCAGCUUUAUCAAAUGCAGGAGGGAUGCUGUCAAUGCUCUCAAAGUUAACAAAUCAAUAUGUACAUGAAUUACACAUUUGGAGGUGUAUGGAACGGUGGUGGUGGAGUUGGGUAGAAAAACCUAUUUGUAGCCUCUUUUUUCUUUGACAUAACUUGCCCGCACCUGCAAUGUCAAUGCCUUCAGUGAGCCUUCUUCUGGAGGCAAUGUUACUUAAAGCGAAGUUGUUGGAGGAGUUUGGUCGAGCUAAAGGUAAUAGUUUUUAGUCUUCGGUAGUUCAUAAGUUUCUGAAAUGAAUGGUGAAACACUGAUGUCUGCUUUGCCAUUCUCACUGUUCAAUUGGUUAAAGCUUUGUUUGGACAGGACACCUUCCAAAAUUAGGAUUGUGUUAUAUAAUUCUGAUUUUUACAGAUGAAGAAUCUUCCUGCAACUGCUCAGCUGACAUGAAUGAAGUUAGGUUAAGAGUUGUUCUAUGUGGCAAGUUUUUAUAGGAUAUGGUGCCACUGGCUAUAAUUCCUCGAAUGCCACAAUUCCUUGGAGUGAUUUGGAGAGUGGAGAUGAAAAGAAUGAUUUAAAGCUCAAAAAAUUACUAAAAGAAGAUUUGGAGACUUGGAGGUGAUUAACGAAGAAUUCAAGUACCAAAGAUCCAAGAAAACCAAGUGCAUGCAGAGGAGAGAUAAAAGACUGAGGAAAUCACAAAGAGUUACAACAGAAAUAACAGACUGUACGGUGCUACCUAAGGUUGGUUCGGUUCAACUGAAUGUGCAUAAAAUAGUUCAGAAAGAAAUUAUGAUUUUUAGAGUUAAUUCGGCUCGACAUUCGGUCCGAUGGAAGUUAGGUUUGAGGUCAUCGAAGUGAUGUUUGGUUCGACCUAAGGAAGACAGAGACUUUAGAUAAAAAUUGGAGCAAUUCGGCUACAACUGAGAGUUAAUUCGGUGCGUCCGAAGGCUAUGUUCAAUGUAACCGAAGCAUAUCGUCAACUACAGCUAAAGCGUAACAAAAGUGCGUAAAUUGAAGUCGGUUUCGAAUCGGUGCUGAUUUUUCCUAUUUAAAAGAAUGUUUUAGGCUUUCUAGAGUACGAAUUAAGGUAGAAGGGGUAGAUCAAGGAGUUGUGGAGCCUCGAUGAAGUCCUCCUCCUUAAAUCUUUCAAUUCUAGUUAGUUUUUAUA
Molecule: messenger RNA, 3408 nt
Organism: Magnolia sinica
Lineage: Eukaryota; Viridiplantae; Streptophyta; Magnoliopsida; Magnoliales; Magnoliaceae
Product: protein PHOSPHATE STARVATION RESPONSE 3-like
Exons: 12
Coding region: 981-2048 (355 amino acids)
Molecular function (GO): DNA binding; DNA-binding transcription factor activity
Source: RefSeq, a predicted model, not a curated record